This is a messenger RNA of Coffea arabica (coffee), 945 nucleotides long. RefSeq names its product ACT domain-containing protein ACR12-like. The record is from RefSeq and is a predicted model, not a curated record. NCBI's taxonomy places the organism in Eukaryota, Viridiplantae, Streptophyta, Magnoliopsida, Gentianales, Rubiaceae. Gene Ontology annotation, cellular component: chloroplast thylakoid membrane; chloroplast stroma.
UUCGGGAAGGGGAGGGGUCGUCAGCCGCGUCAGAUCACCGCCUGGCGUGGCGUCCACAAUCCCAUACCUGGGUCCCACCUGAUGACGCAAUCCACCGCCUAUCGGCGUUGCCGGAAAUGAAUAUAUUUCUCCGAAAGAGGAGAUAUAAACAAUAAUAUCCCAACGACGUCACCAGUCAUCCCCAGCUAGCAGUAACUUUCACCUCUUCAAUCGGUUCAGCUCAUACUCUUCUUGACUACACUGCUCUAUAACCAAGCAGAUUUUGAUAUUUCAAUUUUCAAGUAAUUUUCCACCAUUUCCGCCUGAUUGGAACCUCCGAGAGAAGUGGCUAUGGCGAUCGCCAACGCUUUCUUCAGUCCUGCUGCUACUGCUACCUUAGCACCUGUUCGAUCCAAGUUGUCCCAUUCCGAUUGUGACUUCUCUGCUUCUCACUUGAAUCUCUCCUUUUCCACCUCCUGGUCUAAACUCACCCGCGGGUUAUUUCAUUCCGGAAUCACUACCAAAAAGAAUAUUAGUUGUGCUUCAAUCGAUGGUGUGGAAUCAGUUAGUUCAGCCUCAUUGAAUUCAGAGAAGGAUAGAGAUGGUAUUCCUAUGCCUAUUGUUCUGAUAGAUCAAGAUUCUGACUCUGAUGCAACAAUAGUACAAGUUAGCUUUGGCGAUCGUCUUGGUGCUCUCAUUGACACGAUGAAGGCACUAAAAGAUCUUGAUUUGGAUGUUGUGAAAGGAACUGUUAACACUGAGGCCUCAGUGAUAGAAACAAAAUUUUUCAUCACACGUCUGGCAAGUGGACGCAAAGUUGAAGAUCCUGAUCUUCUGGAGAGAAUUCGUCUUACCAUUAUCAACAACCUGCUGAAGUAUCAUCCAGAGUCUAGGUGUCUUGCAAUGGGUGAGGCUUUCGGAAUAAAAGCACCGACAAAGAAGCAUGAUGUUGAUAUUGCUACUUGA